UGUCUUUUUAGUGUGGGUGGUGAUUGUUCAGGUGACAAAACCAUUUCUCAAGUAAGAAGUCAAACGUGUCGAGAUCAUUUUUGACACCUUUUAAUGUGAACUGUUGUUUCAGAAUUGUACAUACAUACGGGUAAGAUGAUGACGAAAUCGAGUAUUUGCUUUAAAGCCACCAAUUUACUUGGUUGGUACCAUUCCCAUAGAACAAUGGAUAUCCCUCGGCCGACAGCACCAUAAGUGAGACGUGUACAUACAAUUUCGACCGGAUCUGUGACAAUCUUUGCCAGAUCAGGUUGGAUUUCAAUACUUUGACUUCGCUGAGUUCAGCAACCGGUUUGUGUGGAACCGCGGCUGAUGCCAUAACAGUGACAAGUCCAUUUUCAUCUUCGGCCAACGCGUUUCCGCCGACAGUGUGUGGAACAUUGACCGGACAGCACAUGUAUCUUGAAACGGGGACGACAGGAACGGCCGGAGCCUUGUCCAUCGCCAAAGGAACGACUGCUGGAAUUCGGAACUUCGAAAUCAAAGUCACCUACUACACGUGCAAUAAUUUGGCCAAGGCCCCUCCUGGUUGCACUCAAUACUUUACCGGGGAGAGUGGUUCUUUUCAAUCUUACAACUACCAAGGGAGUCAACUCCUUCAGAGCAUGAAUUACAACAACUGCUUCCGACAAGAAGAAGGGUUUUGUCGAUUGCAAAUCAGCGAGGCCACGGCAAUGACUCCAGAUCCAUUCAUUUUGUCUGCUAAUGUUGCAGAAACUGCGCAUAACUGUGCAACCCUGAGUUACGUGACUUUUACAACACCAACGAAUUCGAUGUUUUGCGGUGGCGUUUUGAGCUCCGUGGUUGGCGACAUGAUGCCUGGAGCUCUGACAUCCGCUCCUGGCGACUCUUUUCUGGUUGGAUUGCGAACUCUGGCAGACGGUCUGGCCGAUCGGACGGGAUUCAACUUAAACUACAAGCAAGUGGCUUGCCCCUAAAGGCCAUUUAGCGGAUGGGACGCACACAUAGAAAUUCUUCUGGUUAUAUUUAUGAAAAUUGUCACAAAUGUUUUGCUUAUUUCCAAAUAUACAUGGUUUAAUACGAAUCAGCUCAAGGUCAGUCCCUUUAAUAAAGGGACCGAUACCCCUUUCAUUGGAGAGAACCAUGCGAAACCAGCCGCACUAUACGAGAAUAAACCCCACACCAACGCGAGCCAAAAUGUCUAAAGUAAUACGAAUACC
This is a messenger RNA of Tigriopus californicus, 1220 nucleotides long. RefSeq lists its product as uncharacterized. The coding region runs from base 435 to 977 and encodes 180 amino acids. Lineage: Eukaryota; Metazoa; Arthropoda; Copepoda; Harpacticoida; Harpacticidae. The transcript has 9 exons. The record is from RefSeq and is a predicted model, not a curated record.